This is a messenger RNA of Schistosoma curassoni, 1670 nucleotides long. NCBI's taxonomy places the organism in Eukaryota, Metazoa, Platyhelminthes, Trematoda, Strigeidida, Schistosomatidae. The record is from the annotation of a GenBank genome assembly.
GUCAUUAAUACAGCACGCUUAAGACAUGGCCAUUUAACUUAGAAGUUGGUGUUUAAGUCAUUCAGUAUUAUCAGCCGUUGCUCCAAGCGCCAUACGUCUCGGUUGUCAGGGCUAUCUUGUCAAUACUGUCCACAAUAAUGAAAAUAGAAGAGGUUCGCAGCACAUCGAAAACUCAGAGAAUAGCAGCCCAUACACACAUCAAGGGCCUUGGGUUAGAUGAAACUGGCACUGCUCUGUCAAAUGCAUGUGGACUUGUUGGUCAAGAAUGCGCGCGUGAAGCCGCUGGUAUUGUAGUAGAAAUGAUUAGAUCAAAGAAAAUGGCUGGACGUGCAGUUUUAAUGGCAGGGCCUCCAGGGACUGGGAAGACUGCAAUAGCUUUAGCCAUUGCUCAGGACCUUGGUGGGAAAGUUCCAUUUUGCCCGAUGGUUGGAAGUGAGGUUUACUCUUCCGAAAUAAAGAAGACGGAAGUUUUGAUGGAGAACUUCAGGCGAGCGAUAGGUUUGCGCAUAAAAGAGAUCAAAGAAGUCUAUGAAGGAGAAGUAACCGAGUUAACUCCGGUAGAAACAGAAAGUCCAACUGGAGGUUUCGGCAAAACAAUCAGUCACGUUAUUAUCAGUUUGCGUACUGCUAAAGGUGUCAAACAAUUGAAGUUAGACCCAUGUAUUUAUGAGAGUCUUCAGAAAGAACAUGUUGAGGUCGGGGAUGUAAUUUAUAUCGAAGCCAACUCCGGUGCAGUCAAGCGUCAGGGAAGAUGUGAUGUUUAUACAGCUGAAUAUGAUUUAGAAGCUGACGAGUAUGUCCCUCUUCCAAAAGGGGAAGUUCAUAAAAAGAAAGAUGUUGUUCAGGAUGUCACACUUCACGAUCUGGAUGUAGCAAACGCCCGACCUCAAGGGGGCCAAGAUAUUGUCUCAAUGAUGGGUCAGCUAAUGAAACCGAAAAAGACGGAAAUUACAGAUAAACUAAGGAAGGAAAUCAACAAGGUUGUUAAUAAAUACAUAGAUCAAGGCAUCGCUGAACUUGUUCCUGGUGUGUUGUUUAUUGAUGAAGUACACAUGCUAGACAUCGAAUGUUUCACUUAUCUUCAUCGGGCACUCGAAUCAACAAUCGCACCCAUCGUUAUUUUUGCUACCAAUCGGGGGAAAUGUACCAUCAGUGAAAAUAUUCUCUAUCCUGUUUUUUACUCUUAAAAAGAUUUUAUCUAAUCGUUUUACCUGUUUCAUGAUGUACACUUUGAAGAGUCAAACUGAUGCAAGGAUAAUUAACACAGUGAUAACCAUUUAUUAUUCUUAUGUACAAUUAAUGAUUUAUGACUAAAGUGUUAUGAUACCGCAUAUUGAACAACAUACUAUAGCUUUUGUGAAUUGUGAAGUUUAUGUUCGUUAUAGUGACUACUUUGAGAUCCAUAAACAAUUGAAAACUUGAGUGAUUAAUACUAUUCGGAAAAUACUAGCCGGAGACUUUGUUAUUUACAUUACACUCCUUGGCUCAUGGUCAUCACUAUGAUAAAAGUGUUACUAUCAGUCGCUGCUAACUAUCGUUUUCCUCGAUUCAUGGUGUUUUUUUUUCAGAAUUAACCAGGAAUAUACACACGCAUCAAAUGUCAAUUUUCAAAGUUAGCAUCUUACUAUAGUUUUGAUCUUAAAGGGUCAGUUUUUGAUUUCGGGAUGUCA